GCCGCUGCCGGCCGCAGUCGCAGAGAGCGCCCGGCUCGCCCGCUCAGGGCGUGGACGGAAAACAAGCCACGAAAGUGCUUUUGAGGUUCUUGGCACGGUGGCUACUUCCUACGAUUAAUACAGUGCAGGAUGUGAAUGAUGGCCAUGAGUGUAUGGCGCCGUGUGAUGUGAAUGGAUAAGGUGAAAGCAGCAGUCUACAAAGAAGCAAUCAUGGAAAAGGCGCAGAAUGACAUAAGGUUAGCCACCAAAAUCAUUGGCUUGGUGACUGCUCGAAUACAAGGCCUCCGAAAGAAAAAGCCGGACUUACAGGUGAAAUUUUGUGUCUUAGGUGAUGCACUGCAAAACUAUGCUUUCGACACAUUUAUCCUUAGAGUGAACUGGAAUAAAAGUGGGAUACAGAACAAAAAUAUUUACUUAUGCGUGACUCCAAAACAAAAUUUUCAGAGCACGGAGAAUUUGACAGACUCAGAGGCUGAUGUUAUCAAAAUCUUGCAGAUAUCCUUCUCACUUUACGAACAAUUCCAAGAUAUCUCAAAAAUCCAAUUUGAUACGAAACUCAGCCAGAUCGUAGAGGGUGUUGGUGCUAGUAAUUUCUCUCUGGUAUUGUAUACGACGUCUAACAUACGAUCAGAAUAUAGAGUCCAAGUUCCAGCGAAUAAUUGUCCUAUUAUAGGAACAUUCGAAACUAAGAAAAAUGGUGGUUUCUGUCUAAGUGCACAACACGAUGUCGUAAAAAAUGCAUUCCCCGGAAGAGAUCAGUUCUUACUCUGCAAUUUUCUUUCAAGUACGGUGUUCCAGGAUGCAAGAAUUGAGGCUCCAGACGUAACCAAAUUGUUGAAGAACUCUUUGCAAGAUAACCUCUGGGCUCUGAGAGACUGGCCUCACGGGAACACUACUAUGGAAAAGUAUUUGCGUCAUAUUGAAGAGAUGUGGAGCUCUAGAACUAUUCUACAGGGUGAUUCAACCAAGCUGCAUGACAUCGUGAGACGCCUCAUCAACGCACAGCACCUCGUCGUUCCGACCGAUCAUUUGGCGGCCAUGGAGCAGCGCUUCAAAAAUCACGACCUGACUUACGUCAUAGUUCCUGAUGUCCCACCGGUUCUCAGAUGUUCGCGAGUAAAACAAGUUCUAGAGAGGUGCUGCCUCAAGUUCUUAAUUUUAAGCCCCCAAACCCUGAAGGAAUGGCGGGACGAUGUUUUGCAAACAAUCUGUCAAUCUCCUGCGCUGUGUGAAGAAUUAGUGCUAAGCGUUGUCUCACUUGACAGUGAUAUGAAAACGUUUCUGCAAUGCGUUCGUGGGUCGGGAUGUCGUGUUAGAGUAGUGGCGCCGACUUGGAAAAAAGAAACUCACGAGUUCCUGCAGUCACUUCUCCCAUCUUAUUCUUCGUGGGUGGACAAGUGGUCGAAUACAGAGAGAGGAAGGCUGCCUGCGCUGCCGCUGCGCCGUCUGCCGGGCGGGUGUGGCGCGCACGGCGCCCUCUACGAGACCAAGAUGGCGGCGCUGGUGGCGCUGCGCGCGCGGCGGCGCGGUCUGCGCUUCCAGCUGCACGUGAACGUGGCGGCCGUGCGCCCCUGGGACGACCUGGUGCUGCGCGUGGAGGGCCCCGGGCCCCCCGCCACGUGGCUGGUGCAGCUGAAGCACGCCAUGGACGACGGGUGCCUCGUGUCGCUGCAGGCUUUCACCCGACCCGGAAAAGGAGAUUACACAAUCAGCAAAUACUAUCAACAAUUCCAAGAAUUCUACCAAAAAUACGCGAAUCGAGAGGAGCUGUCAGAUAACGAUGACUGGCUGCUGUGCAGCUGGAAACUCGAAGACCUUCGCUACGUCAUCUUCACGAACAAGAAGGUGGAGCAACCGCCCAGUCCGGCGCGAGCGACGGGCGGCCCCGCCUUCCCCCUCGACGACCUCUUGCAGACGGGGGACGGAGAGAACACGUUCUCCUUCCAGGUCGUGGAUGCGGUAGGGGCUCGUGGCUCUCUCCUUCGC
This is a messenger RNA of Gryllus bimaculatus (two-spotted cricket), 1986 nucleotides long. The record is from the annotation of a GenBank genome assembly. Lineage: Eukaryota; Metazoa; Arthropoda; Insecta; Orthoptera; Gryllidae.